Phacochoerus africanus (Common warthog) is the source of this 2828-nucleotide messenger RNA. RefSeq names its product phosphoglucomutase 2 like 1 (gene PGM2L1). Gene Ontology annotation, biological process: carbohydrate metabolic process. Bases 302 to 2170 code for a protein of 622 amino acids. The record is from RefSeq and is a predicted model, not a curated record. NCBI's taxonomy places the organism in Eukaryota, Metazoa, Chordata, Mammalia, Artiodactyla, Suidae. The transcript has 14 exons. Gene Ontology annotation, molecular function: glucose-1,6-bisphosphate synthase activity; intramolecular phosphotransferase activity.
GCGGCGGCGGCGGCGGCGGCCACAGCCCAGACAUCUGGGACUGUUGUUCUCUCGCGGCGGGACCGCCUCGGUCCAUUCGCCCAGAGAGACCGGGAGCUGGUCUAGUGGGGAGCGGGCGGCCGCGUCCCCCCUCUCCUGCUUCCCCGAAGCCGCGCAGGAGCUGGCACAAACAUCCUGCGGCUCGUCUCCAAUGCCCUUCAGUGAGGAGGGGGCGUCGCGACCCUGGUGAGCGUACGUCAAGCCCUUCCAGUUCGGUGUCUUCGCGGGUCCCCUAGGCCCGCACCCCCCCCGUCAGGCUGCCAUGGCUGAAAACGCAGAGGGAGACCUGAACUCCAACCUGCUCCACACCCCCUACCACACCGGGGACCCUCAGCUAGACACGGCCAUCGGGCAGUGGCUGCGUUGGGAUAAGAAUCCCAAAACAAAAGAGCAAAUCGAAAAUCUGUUACGGAAUGGGAUGAACAAGGAGCUGCGAGAUAGACUUUGUUGCCGAAUGACUUUUGGAACUGCAGGACUUCGUUCUGCCAUGGGGGCAGGAUUUUGUUAUAUUAAUGACCUUACAGUAAUACAGUCAACACAGGGGAUGUACAAAUACCUUGAGAGAUGUUUCUCAGACUUCAAGCAAAGAGGUUUUGUCGUUGGGUAUGACACCCGGGGUCAAGUAACUAGCAGCUGCAGCAGCCAAAGGCUUGCUAAACUCACUGCUGCAGUCUUAUUGGCCAAAGAUGUACCUGUGUAUCUUUUUUCAAGAUAUGUUCCUACACCUUUUGUACCGUACGCCGUCCAGGAGCUCAAAGCAGUUGCAGGUGUGAUGAUUACUGCAUCUCACAACCGCAAAGAAGACAACGGAUACAAGGUUUAUUGGGAAAAUGGUGCUCAGAUCACAUCUCCUCAUGAUAAAGAAAUUCUGAAAUGUAUAGAAGAAUGUGUGGAACCCUGGAAUGGUUCCUGGAAUGAUAAUUUAGUGGAUACCAGCCCACUUACAAGAGAUCCUCUGCAGGACAUUUGUAGGAGAUACAUGGAAGAUCUGAAAAAGAUCUGUUUUUACAGGGAAUUAAACUCAAAGACCACCUUGAAAUUUGUACAUACAUCUUUUCAUGGAGUUGGACAUGACUAUGUGCAGUUGGCUUUUCAGGUGUUUGGUUUUAAGCCUCCAAUUCCAGUACCAGAACAAAAAGAUCCUGAUCCAGACUUUUCUACUGUUAAAUGCCCAAAUCCUGAAGAAGGAGAAUCUGUGCUGGAACUCUCUUUGAGACUGGCAGAGAAAGAAAAUGCCCGGAUAGUGCUAGCCACAGAUCCCGAUGCAGACCGAUUGGCAGUGGCAGAACUUCAGGAGAAUGGUGAUUGGAAAGUUUUCACAGGGAAUGAGUUGGCAGCUUUGUUUGGGUGGUGGAUGUUUGAUUGCUGGAAGAAAAAUAAGUCAACAAAUGCUGAUGUGAAGAACAUUUAUAUGUUAGCCACCACCGUCUCUUCCAAAAUUUUGAAGGCAAUUGCACUUAAAGAAGGAUUUCAUUUUGAAGAAACAUUACCUGGUUUUAAAUGGAUUGGAAGUAGAAUAAAAGACCUCCUGGAAAAUGGGAAAGAAGUCCUUUUUGCGUUUGAAGAGUCUAUUGGUUUUCUGUGUGGAACUUCGGUUUUGGAUAAAGAUGGGGUGAGUGCAGCUGUUGUUAUUGCUGAGAUGGCAUCUUACCUGGAAACCAUGAAUAUAACAUUGAAACAACAACUGAUUAAGGUUUAUGAAAAAUAUGGUUAUCAUAUUUCAAAAACGUCAUAUUUCUUGUGUUAUGAGCCAACUACCAUCAAAAGUAUAUUUGAAAGGCUUCGCAAUUUUGAUUCUCCAAAAGAGUACCCAAAAUUUUGUGGGACAUUUGCUAUAUUGCAUGUACGAGACAUUACCACCGGCUACGACAGCAGCCAGCCUAAUAAGAAAUCAGUGCUGCCUGUGAGUAAAAACAGCCAGAUGAUUACGUUUACGUUUCAAAACGGCUGUGUUGCUACACUUCGGACCAGUGGGACAGAACCAAAGAUAAAGUAUUAUGCAGAGAUGUGUGCAUCACCUGACCGAAAUGACACUGCCUUGCUAGAAGAGGAACUGAAGAAACUCAUUGAAGCUUUGAUUGAGCAUUUCCUCGAGCCCAGUAGAAAUGGACUGACCUGGCGCUGUGUUUAGUGUUCAGCGGUACAUCCUUGCUUUGCCCUGGCCGGUGGCACAGAACAACCAAGAACGCCAUGCACUGAACUCGUGUUCACAGCCUCUGUCUGUCUCGUUUGGCCGAGUAUCUUUUUCCUAUUUCUUUCUUACUGGUUGGCUGACUAAACAAACUGUAUAAAUUUGAAAUGGAAUGGUCUGAAGAGAAAUGAUUCAAAUUUUUUCGUAAUGGUGAACAAAUGUUACUGCAUUAAAAGUGUUACGGUAACACGUCGUUCUUCCUCCAACAGAAACAAAACAACAUAAAUGUGAGUUUUCUUAUUCAAGUGUGAUUCAGCUUAGUUCCAUAUUCUUGGAAUUGCGUAUAGCGCAGUUUGUUUGUUUUAAGUAAGAUGUAUGUUGUAUAAUUGAAGCGUUAGUUAAGGAAAUUAAUCCAUAAGAUUGGCAAGAAAAUGGCACUGGUCCCAGUAUACUUUGGAAAAGUGUCAUUGCUACAUCAUAGGUAUUAACUUACAAAUUAGAAUAUUUGAAAUAGGGUAUUUAGUUAGCAUUUGUAGCUUAGAACAGAUGUCACAGUAUGUGGUUUCAGCACCUCUUUCAGGUGCUCUUGGUGCAGUGUAAAUUUUAUUGUAUUUAUUUAAAAUUCUGACAUUACGGAACAUAAAACAACAGUGGCAAC